Messenger RNA from Raphanus sativus (radish), 1485 nucleotides. RefSeq lists its product as uncharacterized. The record is from RefSeq and is a predicted model, not a curated record. Bases 1 to 1485 code for a protein of 494 amino acids. Lineage: Eukaryota; Viridiplantae; Streptophyta; Magnoliopsida; Brassicales; Brassicaceae. The transcript is spliced from 4 exons.
AUGUCUCGUUCUCUCCGCCGGUUCUCUGUAAACCCUAGCGCCGAGACUCCCAGAGGCGUCUCGUCGAACUCCGCCGCCGACAAAAACAUGGAUAUUCCAAAACUCCCCCGGAGGAAAUAUACAUUAGGGAAAGAGCCCAACCCAAUUAAGAGCAUUUCGUAUCACACGGAUUGUACGACGUUGCAUCAUGCUUUAGAGGAUGCUCUUGAUCAUCGAGAAUAUGAAGCGCUGAAGGAGUCGAAGUUGGGAGUUUUCAUCAAGUUCCAAGAGCUGAGAUUUGGUUGGGCUUCAAGGCUGGUUCAAUUCAUGCUCGGUUUCCAGCUCGACAUAAAGAAGAAGUAUGAGCUGUGGUGUCUCGUUGGUCCAGAACCGCUGAGGUUUUCACUGAUAGAGUUUGAAAAGCUCACUGGUCUAAACUGUGAGUACAUCGAGGACCUUGAGAGUUCGUACUGUCCUGUUACGCCGGAGAUGUCUGCUUUCUGGGAGAAGUUGGGAGUUAAUAUCAAUGCGGGGCCAUCUACUGACCAGAUAAUAACAGCACUCAAGAGAUGCAAAGAGCGGUCUCGGGAUGAUCGCAAGCGGCUCGUGUACCUUGCCAUCUUCGUUGGAUACAUUGAAGAGAAAAAGGUGCUGAUUGAGUCUCUGAAGGCCAAAAAUAUCACGGGUUUUUACACGAUUGAUGCCUUGAGGCAAGGGUUUGGGACGUGCCUUGCGGAGAUCAAGCAUCUGUUGGAUAGGAUUGGUGUUGUGGAAAAGAAUCUUGGUAUCACACCUACUCCGCCUAAACAGACGCAAGAACCAGGAAGUGAAAGAGAAAGUGUUAAUGGGGCGAAAGAGAAAUCCGGAAAGAAGAGAAAAGAGAGAAAGGAGGAUCCAAAGGAGGAUCCUAAGAAGAGAAUGGAGAGGAAGGAGGAUCCAAAAGAGGAUCCUAAGAAGAGAAUGGAGAGGAAGGAAGAUCCUAAGGAGGAUCAAAAGGGGGAUCCUAAGGAGGAUGCUAGUGAGGUUGCUAAGGACGAUCCUAAGGAGGAUGCCAGUGAGGUUGGUAAUGAGGGUGCUAGUUCCUCGAAAGUGCCGAGUCUAGUGGUUGCCGAAGAAGUCGAAGAACCGAGCGUUCUUCUAUUGGAGAAAGAAAAUUCUACUCUUUCAGAUAAAGUAAAGGAGAGAGCUAGAUAUGAAUCAAAAAGGGAUGCUGCUCAUUUGGAACUUCAGCGGAAUGCUGCUUUGGCAGUUCAGCGUGGAAGGAGUGAGCGAAAAUGGAUACUUGCUCCAACACAGUCGUCUCCUUAUAAGGGGAACAUCACGGCCAAAACGAUCAUUCCAAACUCAAACAAGUCUGUCUUUACACCUUUUCAUCCACUUGACAAGGCGGCACAGAAGUUGCUCAUUGAUCACUGGAAAACUUGUCCGCAAGUGAAUUACUCUUCCAUAAUAGCUUGCUUUAAGUCUUCAGCUCUGAUUGGUUUUCCACUUUUUGUUUUGCAGUGA